Molecule: messenger RNA, 3127 nt
Organism: Zingiber officinale
Lineage: Eukaryota; Viridiplantae; Streptophyta; Magnoliopsida; Zingiberales; Zingiberaceae
Product: importin subunit beta-1-like
Exons: 3
Coding region: 218-2833 (871 amino acids)
Biological process (GO): protein import into nucleus
Cellular component (GO): nucleus; cytoplasm
Molecular function (GO): nuclear import signal receptor activity; small GTPase binding
Source: RefSeq, a predicted model, not a curated record
UGCUGCUCCCGCUUCCCUGGCCCCGUUCUAUUCGCUUACAAGACCCUUCUAUAAAAGUUUCGCAUCCACGGCUUCUUCCUUCCCAAAUCGCACGGGGAGGUUAGAGUUAGGGACCGCUAGAUCGAAGCCACGAUCCCAGGCUGCACUUAAUCUUCUCCUCCGAUCUGUGGCCCCGCUCGUCUUUGUUCCCUUUUGAUUACAGUUAAGUGCCUUGAAUAUGGCGAUGGAGAUUACCCAGAUUCUGUUGGCUGCCCAAUCUGCUGAUGGGCAGAUUAGAACUGUCGCUGAAGAGAACCUUAAGCAGUUUCAGCAACAGAAUCUUCCGCUUUUCAUCCAUUCGUUAUCCACUGAGCUAUCAAGUGAACAUAAGCCUCCUGAAUCUCGUAGACUUGCUGGUCUUAUACUGAAGAAUUCUCUGGAUGCAAAGGAUGCUGCCCGUAGGGAAGAACUGACUCAGAGUUGGGUCAGCAUGGAUCCAUCUAUCAAAUCCCAAGUGAAAGAAUCCUUGUUGCUGACACUUGCAUCACUGGUUUCUGAAGCACGGCACACCUCUUGUCAGGUCAUUGCUAAGGUUGCAUCCAUUGAGAUACCCCGACGUGAAUGGCAGGAGCUUAUAGUGAAGCUGCUGAACAACAUGACUCAGCCAGAUUCCCCUGCUCCAUUAAAGCAAGCAACAUUGGAGGCAUUGGGCUAUGUUUGUGAGGAGAUAUCUCCUCAAGACCUGGAGCAGGAACAAGUAAAUGCUGUCCUCACUGCUGUUGUGCAGGGUAUGAACCAAAUGGAGCAUAGUUCUGAAGUUCGCCUUGCAGCUGUUAAAGCUCUCUACAAUGCUCUAGAUUUUGCUCAGGCUAACUUCGAAAAUGAGACAGAGAGGAAUUUUAUCAUGAAAGUUGUUUGUGAGACUGCUAUGGCCAAAGAACCAGAAAUCAGACAAGCAUCUCUCGAGUGUCUUGUUUCGAUAGCCUCUACAUAUUAUGGUUACCUUGAGCCAUAUAUGCAGACUCUUUUUAAUUUAACUUCUAAUGCAGUGAGAGGAGACCAGGAGCCUAUUGCUCUUCAAGCCAUUGAAUUCUGGAGCUCAAUUUGUGAUGAAGAGAUUCAGAUUCAAGAGGAGAGUGAGGAAGAAGAUACUGGAAGUUCUCCGCAUUCUAAUUUCAUAAAUCAGGCGCUUCCUGUGCUUGUGCCUUUAAUGCUAGAAACACUGUUAAAGCAAGAGGAAGAUCAGGACCAGGAGGAUGGUGUCUGGAAUUUGUCUAUGGCUGGUGGAACUUGUCUUGGACUCAUUGCAAGGACUGUUGGAGAUACAAUUGUUCCCCUUGUGAUGCCUUUUGUGGAGAGUAAUAUAACAAAGGAUGACUGGAGAUGCCGUGAGGCAGCUACUUUUGCAUUUGGUUCAAUUCUUGAAGGUCCAUCUGUUAAGAAACUUGCACCUCUCGUUCAUUCUGGACUUGAGUUCUUGCUGAAUGCAAUGAAAGACCAUAGUAGUCAUGUCAAGGACACAACUGCAUGGACCCUUGGUAGGAUAUUUGAGUUCUUGCAUUCAGCAAGUAGUGAAUAUUCAGUUUUAACUGCUGCAAAUCUUCCACGGAUUAUAGCUGUUUUAUUGGAAAGCAUAAGGGAUGCUCCAAAUGUGGCUGAGAAAGUCUGUGGAGCCAUUUAUUUUCUGGCACAGGGAUAUGAGGGAGGAGAUUCGAGUUCAUCAUUGCUCACACCUUAUCUAGGUGAUAUUGUUACAGCUCUCCUAUCUACAGCUGAUCGGGCAGACACAAGCAAUCCUAGGCUUCGUUCUUCUGCUUAUGAAACACUAAAUGAGUUAGUACGAUGCAGCAACCUGCGUGAAACUUCAAGCAUGGUCGCACAACUCCUCCUGGAAAUUAUGAAUAGGUUAAGUAAGACUUUGGAACUUCAGAUUGUAUCCUCAGAUGACAGGGAAAAACAGAGUGAUCUGCAAGCCCUGCUCUGCGGUGUUCUUCAAGUAAUAAUACAAAAAUUGAGUAACUCGGAUGAGACAAGUUCCAUAAUAAACCAAUAUGCUGAUCAGAUGAUGAUCUUAUUUCUGCAAGUUUUUGCAUGCCGUAGUUCUACUGUCCAUGAAGAAGCCAUGCUUGCACUUGGUGCCCUUGCCUAUGCUACAGGGCCUCAAUUUGCUAAGUACAUGCAAGAGUUUUACAAGUAUUUGGAGAUGGGUUUACAGAAUUUUGAAGAGUAUCAAGUCUGCUCAAUAUCUGUAGGCGUUGUUGGUGAUAUUUGUCGAGCAUUAGACGACAAGAUUCUUCCUUAUUGUGAUGGUAUUGUGAGUCAACUUCUGAAGAACCUCUCAGAUCCUGUUCUGCAUCGAUCUGUAAAGCCUCCUAUAUUUUCAUGUUUUGGAGAUAUUGCUCUUGCAAUUGGUGAGCACUUUGAGAAGUACAUUCCUUAUGUGAUCCCCAUGCUGCAAGGAGCUGCAGAUCACUGCUCUGAGUUGAGUCCAGAUGAUGAUGAUAUGCAAGAAUAUGGAAAUCAACUUCGACGUGGCAUUUUUGAGGCUUAUUCUGGUAUCCUUCAAGGAUUUAAAAGUUCCAAGGCAGCUCUGAUGGUUCCUCAUGCAAACCGUCUUCUAAAGUUCAUAGAAGCCGUUGUCAGCGAUAAGUUUAGGGAUGAGGAGGUAACCAAAGCUGCAGUGGCAGUGUUAGGUGAUCUUGCAGAUGCUCUUGGUCCGAACACGAAAGUACUGCUGAAGGACCAUACCUUUCACGUAGAGUUACUGGGAGAGUGUAUUCAGUCGGACAAUGACCAACUGAAGGAGACUGCAGUUUGGACGCAAGGAAUGAUUCAGAGGGUAUUAGUUUCAUGAGGCAAGAUCUAUAUAACUGCAUCGUGUUAAAGGUGUCCGUCUACUUAGCCCAUGGUCUUUAGCUGUGUAUCACAUUUUAUGGUUUUAUAUUAUUUCUGCACUUCUUUCGUGUCCUUAGUGUCCAUGUUUUGCUACCCUUGGUUAAAUGCUCGAUAUGGAGUUCGAACUUGUUUUACAGUCCACUGUUUUGUGGUCGGAAAACAUGAAAUGCAUGCAAUCGGCUAAGACUGCAACUGCACUGUUGCUUAUUUUCUGCUAACUAUUUUAUUGCAGUUUUUAUGGUUAAAUUUGUCA